GCUGCUGCUGCUGCUGCAUUGACAGUUAGCCCGAAUUGGCAGGUUGAACUAUACUAUGGUCAGUCUUUGCCAGAAGUAGACCAUAGGGUCAUCCCAGAAGAUGUAGAGAUCCCUAGAGAUCAUACUUCUCUUGGAGUCUCUAGAUCCUCCAGCGGAAAUUUAUGGUGAGCUCCUUGUCAAUUCUAUGGUCAGGUUCCAUAGAAUCAUAGAAUAGUAGAGUUGGAAGAGACCUCAUGGGCCAUCUAGACCAACCCCCCGCUAAGAAGCACCCUACUUUCCUCUUUUCCACACUCAUUUGAGGAUAGUCAACCUGCUAUAACCAUGGGUUCUGCAUCUAAGAGGCUUAGCCAAUAAAAUAUGGCUUAAAAUAUUUAAGGAAAAGGAAAUCUUGAUUUGGUGGAUGCUAACAGAUCCUCAUUCUCUCUCCAGCACUUGUUUGAAUUGUUUGCCAUUUUGUAUAUGGGAUGCCAUUUUCCUACGCUACUAUCAGCCGUGGAACCUCAGCAUCUAAGUAGCCUGGGGGAAAAAACUUUGGUGAAUACUAAAGGCCCACAAAACUAAAAAUAUUUGACAUAAACUUUUCUUUAUUUACUAUGUAACCUGAAGAAUGUGCUCAUAGAAGAAACAAAAAACCCACAACAGUUAAUCAUAUAUAUCUUUAACAGCAAAAGUGCAUGAAGAAAUUGAUCGAGUGAUUGGCCAUGAUCGUGUCCCAAACACUGAAGACCGGAGGCAGAUGCCCUAUACAGAUGCCGUUAUCCACGAAGUGCAGAGAUGCAGUGAUGUUCUUCCUAUGAGUGUGGCCCAUAUGGUUACUUGUGACACUGAGUUCCGAGGAUAUCUAAUCCCUAAGGGGAUGACAGUCUACCCAAUACUCAGCACUGUCUUGCAUGACCCCACAAUGUUUAAAAGCCCCAAUGUUUUCAACCCAGAAAACUUCUUGGAUGAGAAUGGACGCUUCAAGAAGAAUGAUGCCUUUGUGCCUUUCUCCUCAGGGAAACGGAACUGCUUGGGCGAAUCCUUGGCCCGCAUGGAGCUUUUCCUCUUCUUCACCACCAUCCUGCAGAGUUUCCAACUGAAGUCCCUUGUGCCUCCUGAAGAUAUUGACCUCACUCCUCAGAAAAGCGGUUUUACCAACAUCCCGCCCUUUUGCCAUCUCUCCGUCAUCCCACGCUGACCCCAAGGUCCCUUUCUCCCUCAGAAGCUGCAUUGACAGACACCAUAAGAAGAAUCAUAGAAUCGUAGAGUUGGAAGAGACCUCAUGGGCCAUCCAGUCCAACCCACUGCAAGAAGCAGGAAAAAGUAGAAAGAAGGGGAUUUUCUCUGUUUCCUGGCUCUCAUAUAAAGGACUGAUUUUUUUUUGAAGAUAUAUGGCUUCUGAAUUUCACCCCCUUGUUAGGACUUGUUGUCUUGAGGCAUUCCCAGUGCGGUAACAAGGAUGCUUUUGACCCAUUCUAGCACUUGAAUCCCACCCAAGGGAGAAAGGUAAAGGUCAAGGUUUCCCCUGACGUUAAGUCCAGUCGUGUCCAACUCUGGGAGUAGGUGCUCAUCUCCAUUUCUAAGCCGAAGAGCCGGCGUUGUCCGUAGACACCUCCAAGGUGGCCAGCUUGACUGCAUGAUAGAAAUAAUCAAACGAUUAUGCACUCAUAACUGUUCUCACAAAUUCCAAAUUAGAUAAUUUCAAGGCAACUUCAAUACUUUAUAAGCAAUGGAUAUAGAGACAUAAUUAAAAUUUAAGAGGCAUCCCCUUCUUCUGAUUCUUCAGGAAAUAGGAGUAAUAAUAAUAAUAAUAAUAAUAAUAAUAAUAAUAAUAAUAAUAAUAAUAAUAAAGUCACAAUAUGGCCCAUAUAUCUAACAGAGUUUAUCCUGAACUGGAUCCUUUCUUUGUUAAACUUGAUGCUUUUGACACGUGCUGUUUCCAUUAUCUGAUGUAAAAUCUAUUGCGCCAAAUUGCUAUGUGUGUGUGUGUAAAGAAAUCCUUGCAAAGUUGCUUGCAAAAGAUCUCUGUAAAAAGGGAGCUGAGUUUUUGUAGAGGCAAGCCACGCCUCAAACAAUGUAUCAGUUUGCUGGCAGAUGGCUGGGUUUGUCAGUUGGUAAUCUGAGCUUGCGGGGAGAGUACAGAAAUGGAGAAGUUCUCUAGCUACGGUCAAGUAGCAGUUUGAAUAUUCUAUGCUGUAAAUAGAAUGCUGAUGUUAUUGAUCUUAUGCAACUACACGGACAUUGUACGAUUGCAGAACUGUGAUGACUCAUGGGCCUUGUAGUCCUGUUCCUAGUACUAUUGUGACAGACGAAGAGGAAAACAUGGGAUUUUUGCCGGUUCAGCCAGAGCCGGAAUCUCCUCACCUGCAGGAUGUUGAUGUUUGUCCUCAAGAAUUCAGCCAAACAGGCCUUGGGCAGAACUCCCCCCCGUUUCCCAGAAAAGAAUCUUAUUCCCGGGAAAGGGGAAACAGAGAGGUUCAGCGGAGGAGUUUACGCAUUGCUGCCAGAAAUCAAGCUGAUUAGGCUUGCUUCCCUUGGGAAAUUCUAAGGAGUCACACAUCUGGAUAGAGUUGGGUUUCGCUUCUUGUUCUCUAGGGAAAGAGUUCUGUUGGCGGGAAAACGAGACCCAAUAUCGGUGCUUAGCGCCAGGGAUACUUUGCGGAGUCAAUUGUUCAGCUUGAGGAGAGAGAUCGUGUGUGGACUUCGUAAUCCCAGUUCCUUGUUUCCAGGAUCAAGUUUCCAGCCUUGUCUUGUCUCACGGACUUCCUUGGACUCUGUUCAUGUUUCAUGUUUGUCUCGUCUUCUAGUCACGGUUCCAGCCAAGAAUCAAGUUUAUUUUCCAGCCUUGUUGUCUAGCUACAUUGGACUUUAAGGACUCUGUUAUUUCCCCACACUAUUGCUUGGCAAGUGUGUGUUUCGGUCAAGUGGAUUAAAACUUUGGACUCUAAUAUCUUAUAUUGGACAAUACAUUUCUGGACUAUAAUUGACCUCAUCUGAAAGGUCUACUUCUGAACUAUAUUCUUCACUUGUUUUUAUUGUUUUUAUAUAUUUCCUUAAUAAAGAUAUUAGAUAGAGA
Messenger RNA from Anolis carolinensis (green anole), 3055 nucleotides. RefSeq names its product putative inactive cytochrome P450 2G1. The record is from RefSeq and is a predicted model, not a curated record. Bases 737 to 1177 code for a protein of 146 amino acids. Gene Ontology annotation, molecular function: oxidoreductase activity, acting on paired donors, with incorporation or reduction of molecular oxygen, reduced flavin or flavoprotein as one donor, and incorporation of one atom of oxygen; iron ion binding; heme binding. NCBI's taxonomy places the organism in Eukaryota, Metazoa, Chordata, Lepidosauria, Squamata, Anolidae. Gene Ontology annotation, cellular component: intracellular membrane-bounded organelle; cytoplasm. Gene Ontology annotation, biological process: xenobiotic metabolic process; epoxygenase P450 pathway. The transcript is spliced from 3 exons.